This is a messenger RNA of Klebsormidium nitens, 1746 nucleotides long. The record is from the annotation of a GenBank genome assembly. NCBI's taxonomy places the organism in Eukaryota, Viridiplantae, Streptophyta, Klebsormidiophyceae, Klebsormidiales, Klebsormidiaceae.
AAACUUGAAGUUGGAGUCGAAGCCAAUUGCACAGGCAGAGGAAGCGCCAUGGUUGCCAUGCCGUAGGUGCACAGCUGUGGCCUCCCAGAAGGAAAGCUUUCCAGCUGCAGGAGGUGCAUUGAAGCUGCUUCGACUGCCUGGACGGACGUCUCCCCAGGAGAACCUCAUGUAGUUGAAAUUUAGCCAAAAUCGGGUCGUAGGGACCGCCGAAGAAAGGAGGGGCCCCUUACGAACGGCAACCAUUACCUGUUAAAUUCAAAUGUUAGACAGGCCCACGCAAUAGCACGCAUCCGUGUUGACCAUCUCAGAGUGUUAACAGUGAAGCAUGGAUGAUCAUUUGAUGCUUACCGAUCCAACUUCGGAGGAGGGGCCAGAGGGAGUUCUUGUGGCCCCAGAGUGGCCUCCGUGGUCGGAAUUUAACCCGGACGAUGACUCACUUGCAACUGGGUGGAACAGUUUGCUGCAAGUCGGGAACGAGAAUGACGGGGGCAUUGGUGGGAUGCAGGAUCAGCUUCUUUCAGAACCUGCUUUGAAGGAUGACCUAAAGCCCGUUUCGGAUUCAAGUGAAGGGAUGUUACCAGCCACCCACCCGCCCGAGGCAGGUCCCUCGCAGCCUUUCCAUCAUGGUGCACAGUCAGCCCCCGCCCCAUUGCAGCAGCAAUUAGAGCAGCAGCAGCAGCAGGAAGCGCAGAAUGCUUUGCACAAUAGCUGGCCAAUGACUGGCCCCGGUCCUUUGAGGGGCCACGCAGGAUCCUCUUUACUGCCUGGGAUGUCUGGGAUGGUGUCUCAAGCCGCCGCAGCGGACAGCGAUGAAAGAGCAAACCUUUUGUGGGGUGCCCCUUCAUCCAAGCAGCGCCUGCGUUGGACCCCGGAGUUGCACGAACGGUUUAUAAAAGCUGUGGAGUCUUUGGGAGGACCCGACAGGGCAACUCCUAAAAGGAUUCUAGAGCUGAUGGAGGUCAAAGGCCUCGAGGUAUCGCAUGUCAAGAGCCAUUUGCAGAAAUUUCGUAUUGCAACACGAAUACCGGAGUUGGGAACCUAUGGGAUGCACAUGGGGAGCUACCAACUUACCGCCCUUCCCAACUCCCCGAUGCCCUCCCCUUCUCCCCCCCUCCCCAACCCCGCCCGGCGCCCCCCCCGCUCCAUCCCGCUCCUCUAGUAAACAAUCGCACAGACAGGAGUCCCAUAAGCAGGAGGUUGUGUCGCCAGCACCUAUCGGUCCAGAACAGGACCUCUCUCCGAAGGCUCGAAAGCCAAGCCCCCAGCCAAAGGUGCUGCAGCAAAUGGUCCAGCCUGCAGCGCCGCUGGAACCACCGCAGCCGCAAGCGCAAGCACCUCCACAGCAGGGGCCAGCCACAGAGGUCGGCGUCGGUGCUGGUGCUGGGCCUGGGGCGGGGGCCGGGGCUGGCGGCAUGGACAUAAUGGAGGCCCUCCGGAUGCAGAUGGAAGUGCAGAAGAAGCUCCAUGAACAAUUGGAGGCUCACCGGCGAUUGCAGCAGUCGAUGGAGGCGAACCUGCGGCGGAUCCUGGAGGAGCAGCAGCGCCAGACCAGCAGCACGGGCGCGUCCGACUCGGAACCCUCGGGGCGCAGCGCGACGCAGUCGGAGCAGCAGUCGCUCCUCGCGCAAGGCCAGCAGCUGCUGCAGAUGUCGCAGCGGCAGCUCACGCAGCAGACGCUCACCGCCCCCCGGCUGCCGCAGCUGGACCUGCCCCCCCCGAAGCAGCGCAAGGCGCGGGAGGUGUCGG